AUGCCGCGACUUUUUCGUCUAGACCUCGGAAGACAAACAUUUCUCUUUGUGUCCAGUAACUGGUCUGGGGUCUGUACAGGCAAGCAUGAUAGAUAUUUGCUUGAGGCAUGUUCCAGUGCAAUGGUACAUACCGUGUCUGGAUCGGAGAAACCGCGAACCGUUCAUGAUUAUGUGAUUAUCGGUGCUGGAUCGGCUGGUUGCGUCCUCGCUAAUCGGUUGUCUGCCCCGUUGAAAGGCCAAUCGACUCCGAGUCUCGGUUCAUCAUCCCCCACCGUGCAUCUGUUGGAAGCCGGUCCAACGGAUCGCGGAUUGACUCGUUGGACGAUUAGGAUGCCCGCUGCACUGAUGUACAAUUUAUACGACGAUAAUGUGUACUUUUGGUACCUGUUCCAUCAUAUUUCGUUGAAUGAAGCGGUCGAGGUAGCCAUUGCUUCUGAGCACGUUGGAGACUACGCCUUGUUAGGAGCCAAAUUCUCUUUACACCUGUCAAACAACUGCAAAAAAGCCGCCGACAACGGAUACCAAGGAUUCAAUGUCAGCCAUUGUUACAAAUUGGCCUUCAAAGCGGAGCUCUCCGAUCACUUCUAA
Molecule: messenger RNA, 588 nt
Organism: Echinostoma caproni
Lineage: Eukaryota; Metazoa; Platyhelminthes; Trematoda; Plagiorchiida; Echinostomatidae
Source: the annotation of a GenBank genome assembly